AUGACUGGCAAUUUUUCGCAAAAGAAAGAAAUAAAAGGCAUCAAAAGUCAAUAUGAAGACUUGCCUACGAGUCAAAAGAAGCGUGGAUGCAGAGAGCAGCAAGAUUUAUACAGAAAGGAUGUGCCUCCAACUAACGGCAUGGCUCCAAUGAGCUCAGCGAAUAAUUUACGAUUGGCAAAAGAUGUACCAACGAACGACGGACCAAAUAUUUUUGAUGAUGAUGAUAAUAAGUGUACUUGUAAGACAUCAGAAAUUGACACUCCACACAAUAAGAAUGUAAAAUAUAGAAAUAGGCACAAUACAUUCGGACAGUUUGAUCGUCUACUUGAUUUUAUUUUGUAUAGUGAUGGUUAUACGGAAUAA
This is a messenger RNA of Paraglomus brasilianum, 363 nucleotides long. The record is from the annotation of a GenBank genome assembly. NCBI's taxonomy places the organism in Eukaryota, Fungi, Glomeromycota, Glomeromycetes, Paraglomerales, Paraglomeraceae.